Pogona vitticeps (central bearded dragon) is the source of this 7111-nucleotide messenger RNA. Lineage: Eukaryota; Metazoa; Chordata; Lepidosauria; Squamata; Agamidae. The record is from RefSeq and is a predicted model, not a curated record.
CACAACAGCAACUUAAAAGAGAAUAAUCCAGAAGAGAGUAAUGAUGGUAAAGCAUCUCUGGAAACUCUUCAAGGGGAAGCUGGAGAAAGGCAACAGGUGGUGGCCAUUUUGAUGCCCUCUCCACAAGUGGAAUCUAAAGUUAGUCCAGAGUCCCCUGGCUCCAUCUGCAGUAAUCAACAGCACACUGCAAAAACAGAACUCAAAGAUUCCAGUCACAACAAUCUUCCAACAGCAACAAGUCCUGGAGAACAAAAGCACAAUGAAACACCUCCUGCACUGGAGUUAAAUCAACCCAGUAGCCACCAGGGCAUGUGUGAAAGUGAACGGACAAUAACAGGAGAUGUUUUUGAUAAACCCCAAACAGUGUCUGUUGGAUUCGAGGCGAAGCCAAUUGAUCCCGAAGCUCUUCCAGUUGAAAAGGCAUCUUGGUCAAAUGUAUCUGAGUCUGCAAGAGACAGUGUGCAAGACAGGCGCCUGACAACUCAAAUAAACCAAAAAGUAGAAGAAAGUUUUCCUAGCAAGGGAGCCUUAAGUGAGUUCAGGCAGGAGGUUUAUGAUUCUCUGGAUUCAGAGAGUCUUUGGGAAGAAAAAAAUCUCAGCUAUGCCUUUGCCAAAGUGCCUGAUACAAGCAAGCAGCCAAGUAGUUUAUGCAAUCUGACAGGCAGCCCAGAUGAAAGUGCUGUUGGUGUUACAGAGUACGUUCCAGAGAUGCAGAAAACAGUCACUGCCAAUGCUGAACAGCCAGAGACCUUGCUAGUGGGUUUUGAAAUAAAUGGCUCUGAUGACAAUUAUAAAUCGAACAGCGUUGACCUUAACCUACCAACAGAACCGGAAGAAAAAGGUUCAAACAUAGAAAUAAAUGAGAAUCCAAGUUUAAAGGAGGAAACCACCCCCAAAGAUGAACCUGGAGAAAUAAAUUAUGAAAAGGAGUUGAUUUUCACAGCUGCUGAAAAAGCAGGAAUACAGAAAUAUCCUCCUGUGUCAUCUGGACUCACAGUAAUCCCUGCCAGUAGUACUUUGCACAAAACAGACCAUAUUGAAAAGCUGGAGUUUCUACCUGUUGGCUCACAAGCAGAACUAAGAGGGCUUUCUGUGCCAGCAUUUUCACAUGAUCAACAAACCAGAAUAAACCAGGAACCUACAAAUGGCAUGAAUGAUGUCAUUGUGGGCGAAUUACAAAACAAGGAACUCGAAGUCACAGCCUGCCAAAAUAUCUUAGGUACCACUCCCAGUUUACAGACUGUUGCUGGAGCUGCUACACCCAUACACCUAGGUGAUGUUUUAGCAGAGGAAGGCUCAACAGAUCAAAGAAUGUCUGAAGUGCUAAAUUCAGACAACAUUCCUUCAGAGACAGUCCCAGAGAAAAAGUGUGUGAUUCCAGACCAAGGGUCCCAAUCAGAAGAGAGUGCACCACUGGCAGAAAUUCUACCAGCUCCCUUGCAAGACUCUUGUGAGACAGGGCAGUUAGAAGGAAGUUUGUCACCAUUUAAUUUUGAGAAGCUGCAGACUGAGAUCUCUGCAAUUAAAACAAAAGGAGCAAAAAGUGAUGUAAACUUCAAAGCCCAGCAGUUUGACAGCUCGGUAAAUUCUCUCUUCAGCCUUUCAAGCUUAGAAGAGAAGCUUCUAAGCCUUUCAUCUUCUGGUAAGCAAGCAGGCUGUAAUGAGGGUACGGCAACAAAUAUCGGCUGUGUAGAUGACAAGUGCAGUACGAUCACAGAAAGCACAGGGAAAGCAGGAAACAGCAAAUGCACUUUUGCAGAGGAUUUCAGCAUCCCCAAGAUGGAAAUAGAGACCUCCAAGCAGUCCACAGCGACUUCCGAAAAAGAGCAGAACGACCUGUCUUCCAGGACCUUUGGCAUUGGCUUUUUUGAUUUCAGAAAGCAUAUAAGCAAAAUAUUUGAGAAGACAGUGCCAAGUGCUUCGACAGCAGAGUUGGCUCCCCUUUCAGCUGAAACCAGUACAGGUGAAGGAGACAGCCUGGCAGCUAAAGAAAUAAGUGAGUGCAAGCAUGGAUUGAGCAAAGGGGAUGAAGUCAACAGAAAUAGAGAAGCAGGCUGUGACCAGACAACAGAAGGAUGCAUGUUACCAUCAGAAGCUGGGGCACUUGAAAGAUCUGCUGAGGAAAAGAUAUUGCAGGGGGGAAAGCCAGUGACAAUCACUCCAGAAUACUACUUGCCAGGUGCCUUUUCGGAAGAUAUCACUAUCCAGAAAUCCUGUUUAAGUGAAGAACCUUUGACAAGUGCACCAAAGGUAGACUGUCAGGUGGAUAGCUUGAGCAGUAGCAAGGGGACAGCAGAAGAAUGUGGAUGUGUUAGUGCUAUAAGCAGUGACAAUGAUGUGAAUCAGGUGAGCUUGGAAGCAGAAGUGCAGCAUCCAGUAAAUUCUCAUACCUCAGAAACAGAUCAUUUACUGUCUGGUAAUGAAGUCUCUUUAUGUAUCUUUGCCUCAAAAGGAGAGGUUCUAGAGAGUGAUUUUGACAAAACAACAAUGGCAGAAGUGAAGGAAAGCAAUUUAAUUAGUCAGUGUGACACAGGUUUAUCUAAGGAAGAGCUAAUACAUUAUGGAAACCAACAGCACUACCCAAUGCCUGGUGAAGACAAGGGAAAUGAAGAGAAUGUUGUUGAUUUAGGUGACACAUCAGCAUUGCCAUCUCUUCUUGAUAGUCUUGAUGUUCACCAAGAACAACAGCCCAGGAUAUUGCCUGCGGAAGACCAGCAAAACUCCACCUGCAGUGAUCUUUUGGAUGAAAAUACAGUUAAUGACAAAGUAUUCAUGACACCAAAAGCCCUGGAAUGUACAGAAUUCUUGCCCAUUUUAGUUGAUGCACCAGAACAAGAGAAAAUACAGGACACAGCAAUACAUGGAUUAAUAGAUUACCUCAAAAAUGAAAUGGAUCCUAAUGGUUCCUCCAUAGGUGAUGGCAAACCAGAACACAGCAGUGUGAGUGAGGCUGGUGUAGAAGAAACAGAUGACACCAAGUUGAGCACCAUAGAAAAUGAACCAUGUAUUUCUAUUGACACCCCUAAAACAGGUAUUACAGGGACAUUAUUCACCAACGACCAUGACUCAGUUUUGCAAACUACCAAAUGCAAACAGGAGGCUGAUGCAACAAAGCUUUCUGAAGCCAUUCAAAGAAGGGAGCAAAAUGUAUGUAUAGAUGAUGAAGCUGCUUCUGCAAGUCAAUGCAAAGAAGAACAUUUGGCAGAUGAGAAGUCCCUUUUGGAUGUCCAGGAAAAAGGGUCAAGCACUUCGCUCAGUGAAUAUGAACAGUGUCUCCCUAGUGAAUCUCAGAACAUGGCUACAGAUGAAUUACUUCCCGAAAGCAAUUUUCGUGAGCUCUGUCAUUCUCUCCUUGCUGUACCUGAGAAGGACUCUAUAGCCGUAGCAGUCAAAGACAUCUCAAAUGAGGAAAGAGAUGACAUCAGAGUAGAAAGCUCCUCUCUCUCUGUGGAUAUCGUCAAACAGGCACCAGAUGUGGCUACAUCUGAACAGCCACUAACUACUGUUCUUUCUGAUGAACAUGAGACUGCUCAAGUUUCUGCUGAUCUUACCGAACCAAGGAGUUCAGAUUCUGAAGAAGCAUUUGAGACGCCAGAAUCCACGACACCUGUGAAGGCCGCACCUCCACUACCAUUGUCACCACCUGAAAUUGCAGCAUUUGACAUAGAAGAACAGGAAGUAAAGCCACAGCUUCCACCAGAGGACACAGGAAUUUGUUCUGAUACAGUAUCAGUAACUGAUGUUUCACUCAACGAGUCAACUGAAGAAAGCCCAUUCCAUCCUCCUCCCCAUUCGUUUUCUACUGUUUUUGAUGAAGACAAGCCUAUUGCAAGCAGUGGGACUUACAACUUAGACUUUGAUAACAUUGAGGUUGUUGAUUCUUUGCAAGCAGCAGAUCCUAGCUGUCUAGACAUCAGAAGCCGUGACUCCAAGUCACAUGUUCGAAGGAAAUCUACAGAUUCUGUUCCAGUCUCCAGAUCUACUUUGUCUCGGUCGCUUAGUCUUCAAGCCGGUGAUUUUGAUGGAGCAUCUUUUCUCGGAAAUAACGAGACAGCCGGUUCAGCAACAGACACAUUCAGUACUGGUUCAAGCAGUGCUUCCAGUACUCUUAAGCGUACAAAGAAACCUAGGCCCGCUUCCUUAAAGAAAAAACAGUUGGGGAAAAAGUCUCUUGAUGUUCCACCAGUGAAAGAGCCAGAACCAUCUGAGGCCCAGCAAGAUUCAGUUGUCCCAAGUGAAGAAAAAGCGUCUGAGGAGAGCUUGGAGCUCAGUGGAGCUGAGUGCACUCAGCCUGCCCACAGUGCUGCUGGAACGGAGGAAAAGGAGGAGGCUCCUAGUGCUCCAGAAACAACCUAUACCUUAGACCCAAGUAACACUGAGGAAAUUAGCACAUUUGGUGCUGGAGACAACAAAGUACAGAACUCUCCCCCUGCCAACAAGAAAGCCUCCCCUCUAAAAACGGCACCGGAAGCCGUGGAGGUAACACCUUCGGACACUGGAGGACAAGAAGAUCCUCCAGUGAAAGGCUUAGCAGUGAGGCUGGAAUUUGAUUAUUCCGAGGAGAAAGGCAGUGGGGAGGAGCAUCAAGGAAGCCCCCCUUUGCCCAAAAAAGUGGGCAAAAAGCCUGGUGCCAAAAUGCCGCUCAGGAAGCCAAAGUCAAAAAAGACUGAGGAGAAGCUCGACAAUGCUCCCACAACGCCGACUAAGGCCCCUGCCGAUCCAAAUGAAAUCCCUCUUCCCAAGGGCAGUUACACUUUUGAUAUUGACAAAUGGGAAGACCCAAACUUCAAUCCCUUUUCUUCCACUUGCAAAAUGCAAGAGUCGCCUAAACUGCCUCAGCAGAUGACAGCAACGUACACCUUUGAUCCAGACAUGUGUGAGGACUCCAUUGACCCUUUCAAGACUUCGUCAAAGGUAGCCAGCUCUCCCACAAAAUCUCCCGCCUCCUUUGAAAUACCAGCUAAUGCCAGUGAAAUCAAUGGGACUGAAGGAGAUGGCCUCAAUAAACCUGCAAAAAAGAAGAAAACGCCACUCAAGACGAUGGUUGAAGACGUGAUGUCUGUAUGUUCUCUGUUUGAUACUUUUAGGGUGAAAAAGUCACCGAAAAGAUCUCCUCUUUCUGAUGCUCCUUCACAGGACUCCAUAGUGCUGCCUGCUGCGGAAACACCUUCUUCUGUGGUGUGCACUGUGGUUCAUGCAACAGAUGAGGAAAAACUGGCAUCCUCAGCUGGCAGCCAGAAGUGGACUUGUAUGACAGUGGAUCUAGAUUCAGAUAAGCAGGAUUACCCUCAGCCGUCGGAUCUGUCAACUUUUGUAAAUGAAACCAAGUUCAGUUCUCCCACAGAAGAGCUGGAAUAUGGGAACUCAUACGAAAUAGAAUACAUGGAGAAAAUAGGCUCCUCUAUAUCUCAGGAUGAUGAUGCUCAGACAAAACAGUCUUUGUACCUUAUGUUCGAUGCACAGCAGGAAAGUCCAGUCAAGUCUCCUCCAGUCCGAAUAUCUGAUUCUACCACUCCUUGUUCUGGUUCAAGCUUGGAAGAAACAGAAACUCAGUUGUCCUCCGGAAUGAAGCUACAACAUCCAGCUUCACGAUCCCUGGCUGCUAGCCAAGAGUCAUCAUCGCAGUCGCCUGACAAAUCAAAGCCAAAAGAACUGGAGCCCAUGACCUUAGGUAGCACUUCAAACAACACUGACAUAACUACACCUGAGGACCCCUUUGCCUCUGCUGAUGCUCUUCUCAGUAGGAUAUCUCAUCCACCCUCAAUGUGUGAUCAGCUACAGUAUCUAGAGCCUGACUUAGCAGAAAAGAACCCCCCAAUAUUUGCUCAGAAACUUCAGGAGGAGUUAGAGUUUGCGGCAAUGCGGAUAGAAGCCCUGAAGCUAGCCAGACAAAUUACCCUGUCUUCCUUCAGCUCCUCAGAUGCUGAGAGAGAUCCUGCAGUUUCAGCUGAUGUUUCCAUCUCUAAAAGUGCCCUGUACUCUCGGAUAAGCAGCUCGGAGGGAGAAAAUACCUCAAGUUUGCUCUAUCAACAGCAAGACUUAGAUUCUGCCUUGAGAAUUGCCCGGGAGGAGAUUGUAGCUAAGGAGAGAGAAGUAUCAGAAUGGAAAGAGAAAUAUGAAGAAAGCAGGAGGGAGGUCAUGGAAAUGAGGAAAAUUGUUUCAGAGUAUGAGAAGACAAUCGCUCAGAUGAUAGGCAAGCCUGAAGAUGAGCAGAGAGAAAAAUCCAUGUCUCAUCAUACAGUCCAGCAGCUAAUUAUGGAAAAAGAGCAAGCAUUGGCAGACUUGAACUCUGUGGAAAAAUCUCUAGCAGAUCUUUUUAGAAGAUAUGAAAAAAUGAAAGAAGUUCUUGAAGGAUUUAGAAAGAAUGAAGAAGUAUUAAAGAAAUGUGCACAAGAAUAUUUAUCACGAGUUAAAAAAGAAGAGCAGAGAUACCAAGCCCUCAAAGUCCACGCAGAAGAAAAACUAGACAGAGCCAAUGCUGAAAUUGCACAAGUUCGUGGCAAGGCUCAGCAAGAGCAAGCAGCUUACCAAGCCAGCCUCCGCAAAGAGCAACUGAAAGUGGAUGCAUUGGAAAGAACACUGGAACAAAAGAAUAAAGAAAUAGAAGAAUUGACAAAGAUUUGUGACGAACUGAUUGCUAAAAUGGGGAAAAGCUAACUUUUAACCAAAAUCCUGGACUUCAACCUUGAGUGCAAUAUGACCAUUGGCACACUGAUGUCCACAUUUUGAUGUGCACAGGAUCUAUUUUCACUUUUUUGUAUGCACUACUGUAUUUUUUUUCUUUCUUAAUAAUGUUGAUUUGAUUGUAUGCAGUACUAAGAAAGACUAUCAGAAUUCCUUGCUAUUGUUUGCAGUUUUUUUUCCUAGUAUAAUCCAUAGCAAGUUGAUCUCAAAAGUUCCUGUAUCAGGGAGAUUUGUCAACUUCUUUACUUAAAAAAAAUGACAGUUGCUCAUCCUAGCCUUCCCUUUGUACAUGAGUUCCCAUGUUGGAUGUCUUUUUUUGGAUUUAAUAUAAAUGUGUAUUACUUGCAUGGGGACUCUUGCCUUAAGGAGUGUAAAUUUGAUCUGCAUUUGCUGAUUUGUAAAAUAAAAUGAAAAUUUGAAAACCUAA